Molecule: messenger RNA, 1483 nt
Organism: Frankliniella occidentalis (western flower thrips)
Lineage: Eukaryota; Metazoa; Arthropoda; Insecta; Thysanoptera; Thripidae
Product: leucine-rich repeat-containing protein 57
Exons: 2
Coding region: 200-916 (238 amino acids)
Molecular function (GO): protein binding
Source: RefSeq, a predicted model, not a curated record
CUACUACUACUACUACUGACUCUCCUCUCUCUGUAAUCAAGCUGUCAGCUGUCUGCUAGUCUUCUGUCAGCCACCCUUGGAAUGUAGAGGGGAUAAAAGUCACAUCAACAUAUUCUGUUCUAAAAUAUCUAUAUCCCUGAUAUAUGAAACGAACUACAGUGUCCUGAUUUGAGACAGAACAAUUUAGGUAUUUUGUGCAAUGGGUAACACAGCAUUACAGCAAAAGUGCGAAACAGCAUCAAAAACAGGUGUUCUCAAAAUUUCUCAAAGAAAACUCACGGAAUUUCCGACAUCUGUGAAACGUUUAGAUCAAGUAAUACGUGUGUUAGAUUUUUCUGAAAAUUAUUUUGUAACAAUACCAAAGGAAAUAGGAUUAUUCAUACAUUUGAAACAACUCAACCUUGAAAAUAACAGGCUUGUUAGUCUACCAGAAGAUAUUGGUAAUUUAUCAAAAUUAGAGUCUUUUAAUGUAAGUUACAAUAAGCUCACGUCACUACCUGUCACUUUAGGGAAGCUAAAGCAUCUGAAACAAGUCCAAAUUACUGAUAAUCUACUUACUGCAUUUCCUGUAAUGCUUUGCCUGCUGAAGCAUUUGGAUUUUGUUGAUUUAUCAAGGAACAAAAUUGGUGAAAUACCAAAUGGUAUUGAAAAUCUGUAUGUGACAGAACUAGUCCUGAAUCAAAAUCAAGUUCGGUCAAUUUCAGAUGGAAUAGCCAAAUGCCCUCGCUUGAAAACAUUGAGGCUAGAGGAAAAUUGUUUACAGCUCUCAGCUGUACCUCUAGCUAUUCUUACAGAGUCUUCCAUAUCAAUGAUAGCAUUGGAAGGAAAUCUGUUUGAAAUGAAAGAAUUUAUGAAUCUAGAGGGCUAUGAUGCAUAUAUGGAACGAUAUACUGCUGUUAAAAAGAAAAUGUUUUGAAAAUGCACAUUUAUGAUGGGCAUAAUUCAUUUAUUUUAUGCUUCGUAGCUUUAUUAUUAUUGCGUCCACAUACUUUUAUAUUUCUUAUGCAUUUAUUUAUCAUCAUGCUCACUUUUAUGUAACAAGGAAUAGCUAGAGUGAAGUAGACACUCAAAUCCACCUGGAUGGGACCAUUUUGUUUGCUUGUAAAUACAUUGAUAAAGUGAAGCUUUAAAUUUCUUAAAAGGUUAACUUAAUCUUUUUCUAUAAAUUCUUUUCAUGACUUAUAGAAUGAGCUUUGACUCCAAAAUACUAGAGAAAAAGAUACAUAAUUUUAUGAAUUAAUUUAAUGGAUUCCCACUGAUUUUUCAAAUUGUUUGUCACCAAAUAAUUGUGAUGUGUAUACAGUGGCUACAUUUAAUCUAAGAAAAUAUUUGUUUGAACAUUUUCUUCUUGUAUGUUCUAUGAAGUUGAUGUUAUUACUUUUGUGCAUGUAACACAAUUUUGAAUGGAUACAGCUGCACCACAAGUGGAUGUGUUUCAAAGAAAAUUCCUAAAAAGGUAUUAAAGUGUGGGAGGGAAAAACUA